AUGGAGUACUACACAAUAAGUAAGAUGAAUAAAAGAAAAUUUGAAUUUUAUGAGGAAGUUCAAGGAAGAUUCGUCAACAUACUGGAAGGCUUGGAGUUGUAUACCAGGGUCUUCUCUGAGAGUGAUGAAAGAAGCAUUCUUGAUUGCAUCUUUGAUUUCAGAGAUAGAGCUGCUGUUAUAAUUUUACAAAUGAUAGAUAGGGAAAUCUGUCAGGGAUCCUUAGACAUGACCAGCUGCAUCAUCAACAUAUAUGACGAGGAUUGCAUCCCUCCCCAUAUAGACCACCAUGAUUUAUUGAGACCCUUCUUCACGGUAUCAUUCAAAGGAAAAAGCAAUAUAUUAUUUGGGAAAGAGAUUGAUAUUGUCGGCUCUGUCGAGUUCAGAGGAGUCGUAGAGAUUCCGUUGCUAGUUGGUUCAGUUUUCGUUCUGAAAGGAGUUCUGAAAGGAAAUGAGGCAGAUGUCACCAAGCAUUGCAUUCCAGGAUGCGACACCGCAGGGUGUCUGUAA
Messenger RNA from Phalaenopsis equestris, 507 nucleotides. RefSeq lists its product as uncharacterized. Lineage: Eukaryota; Viridiplantae; Streptophyta; Magnoliopsida; Asparagales; Orchidaceae. Bases 1 to 507 code for a protein of 168 amino acids. Gene Ontology annotation, molecular function: mRNA binding; demethylase activity. The record is from RefSeq and is a predicted model, not a curated record. Gene Ontology annotation, biological process: mRNA catabolic process. The transcript is spliced from 3 exons.